AAAGUUUUUGGUGGUGGGCCUCAUGAUUUUCGGAGCCUUCGCCGUGGGCUUGAGGGCCGCUAACUUGGAGACGGACGUGGAGAAACUCUGGGUGGAGGUGGGCGGACGUGUGAACCAGGAACUGAGGUACACACGGCAGAAGAUCGGCGAAGAGGCCAUGUUUAACCCUCAGUUGAUGAUCCAGACGCCACGGGAGGAGGGAACCAGCGUCCUCACGGUGGAGGCGCUCCUGCAGCACCUGGAGUCGGCCCUGCGAGCCAGCAGAGUUCAUGUUUACCUUUAUAGCAGACAAUGGAAAUUAGAAAAUUUAUGCUACAAAUCAGGAGAUCUUGUCACGGAAAUUCCUUAUAUGGAUCUGUUCAUAGAAAAGCUACAUCCCUGCCUCAUCAUCACCCCUUUGGACUGUUUCUGGGAGGGAGCCAAGCUCCACUCUGGAAUGCUCUAUCUCCAAGGUAAAGACCCUCUUCAGUGGACCAACUUGGACCCUAAAGACUUCCUUGAGGAAUUGCGAGGGACCAAUAUCGCCGUGGACGCCUUUGAGGACAUGUUGGAAAAGGCAGACGUUGGACACGGCUACAUGGAUAGACCCUGUCUGAACCCUGCUGACCCCGACUGCCCCCUCACCGCGCCUAACAAGAACUCAACUAAGCCGUUCGAUGUGGCGCAGGCCCUGAACGGCGGCUGCCAUGGUCUGUCCAGGAAGUACAUGCACUGGCAGGAGGAACUCAUUGUAGGAGGGACCACCAAGAACGGCAGCGGACCCCUGCUCAGUGCCCAGGCCUUGCAGACCAUGUUCCAGCUGAUGACUCCCAAGCAGAUGUUCGAGCACUUUCGGGGCUACGAUGCUGUUUCCCACAUCAACUGGAACGAGGAGAAGGCAGCAGCCAUAUUGGAAGCCUGGCAGCGGAGAUACUCUGAGGCGGUGCUGCAGAGUGUGGCAGCAAACUCGUCUCAGAAGGUCUUGUCCUUCACCUCAACCACUCUGGAAGAUAUCCUCAAGUCCUUCUCUGACAUUAGUGUCAUCCGCGUGGCCAGUGGAUACCUGCUGAUGCUGGCCUAUGCGUGUCUGACCAUGCUGCGGUGGGACUGUGCCAAGUCUCAGGGCGCCGUGGGGCUGGCGGGCGUCCUGCUGGUGACUCUGUCGGUGGCAGCGGGCCUCGGCCUCUGCUCCCUCCUCGGCAUCUCCUUCAAUGCUGCAACCACGCAGGUGCUGCCCUUCUUGGCUCUGGGAGUCGGAGUGGACGACGUCUUCCUCCUCGCUCACGCCUUCAGUGAGACCGGACAGAACAAGAGGAUCCCGUUCGAGGACCGUACGGGGGAGUGUCUGAAGAGGACCGGGGCCAGCGUGGCCCUCACCUCCAUCAGUAACGUCACAGCAUUCUUCAUGGCAGCCCUCAUCCCCAUCCCGGCACUCCGAGCCUUUUCUCUGCAGGCUGCAGUGGUUGUGGUGUUUAACUUUGCCAUGGUGCUGCUCAUCUUUCCCGCCAUCCUCAGCAUGGACCUCUACCGUCGAGAGGAGCGACGUUUCGACAUCUUCUGCUGCUUCUACAGCCCAUGUGCCAAUCGUGUGAUCCAGAUCGAGCCUCAGGCGUACCUGGAUGGAGCGGACGGGAGUCGUUACAGCCCUCCCCCGUCCUAUCGCACCCCACCUCCCACCUAUCGCACUCCUCCCCCGAGCUACAGUAGCCCUCCUCCCUCCUACAGCAGCCAUGGCUUUGCCCAGCAGACUGAAAUCACCAUGCAGUCCACGGUGCAGCUCAGGACAGAGUAUGACCCCCGAACUCAGGUCUUCUACACCACAGCCGAGCCCACUUCCCAGAUCUCCGUCCAGCCCAUCAACACGGCUCAGACCAGGAGCAACCCAAGUGACUAUUACUGCAGCAACGCCAACAGGAGCAGCAGCAGCAAUCUCAACAACAACAAUAGCGGGAGCCGGGGCAAUGGUGGGUCCAGAGGUCCCGCCACCUUUCCCCACCAUCACCCCGCACCUCCUCCUGCAGCCCCCACUGCUAGCUCGCCUCCUCAGUGCGAUGCGGCCUCGUCGGCGGGUCAGAUCCCGGAGAACAACAGCUCCACACGGAACCUGUUGUCCCAGUUCGGAGAAGCCUCCCUGGGCCUGCGCUGCCUGGAGCCUCGCUGCUCCAGCUGGACUCUGGCUUCUUUUGCUGAGAAGCACUAUGCCCCGUUCCUCCUGCAGCCCACCACCAAGGUGGUGGUCAUUGUGCUCUUUCUCUGCCUGCUGGUCGUCAGUUUGUACGGGACCACCCAGGUGAAGGACGGCCUGGAGCUGACGGACAUCGUGCCCAGGGAGACCAGCGAGUACGACUUCAUCGGCGCCCAGUUCAAGUUCUUCUCCUUCUACAACAUGUACGUGGUGACGCAGCGGGCCGAAUACGCCAAGAUCCAGCCGCUGAUGCACCAGCUCCACCGGAGGUUCCUCACCGUCCGCUACGUGCUGAAGGAGGACAACGGGCAGCUGCCGCGCAUGUGGCUUCACUACUUCAGGGACUGGCUGCAAGGUCUUCAGCAGGCGUUCGACAAGGACUGGGAGGCCGGCCGCAUCACCCUCAACAGCUACAAGAACGCCUCUGACGAUGGCGUCCUGGCGUACAAGCUCUUGGUGCAGACGGGACGCAGAGAGAAGCCCAUCAACUUCAACCUGUUGACUCGUCAAAGGCUUGUGGACGCAGAUGGGAUCAUCAACCCCGGGCCUUUCUACAUCUAUCUGACCGCCUGGGUCAGCAACGACCCCGUGGCGUACGCGGCCUCGCAGGCCAACAUUCGCCCGCACCCCCCAGAGUGGCCCCACGACCGCACCGACUCCAUGCCCGAGACACGCCUCAGCAUCCCGGCUGCCGAGCCCAUCGAAUACGCACAGUUUCCCUUCUACCUCAACGGGCUCCGCGAGACGCCGCAGUUUGUGGAGGCCAUCGAGAGCGUGCGAGCCAUUUGCACCAACUACAGCCGACAGGGCCUGCCCUCCUACCCCAACGGCUACCCCUUCCUGUUCUGGGAACAGUACAUUAGUCUGCGCCACUGGCUCCUGCUGUCCAUCAGCGUCGUGCUUGCCUGCGUCUUUCUGGUCUGCGCGCUCUUCCUGCUCAACCCGUGGACCGCCGGCAUCAUCGUGUUGGUGCUGUCCCUCAUGACCGUGGAGCUGUUUGGCUUCAUGGGGCUGAUGGGAAUCAAGCUGAGCGCCGUACCGGUGGUGAUCCUCAUCGCCUCCGUGGGCAUCGGAGUGGAGUUCACCGUCCAUGUGGCCCUGGCGUUCCUGACAGCCAUAGGGGAUCGUCACAGACGGGCCGUGCUGGCAUUGGAGCACAUGUUCGCUCCGGUGCUGGACGGAGCCUUUUCUACCUUAUUAGGUGUCCUGAUGCUCGCAGGCUCCGAGUUCGACUUUAUCGUCAGGUAUUUCUUUGCCGUGUUGGCCAUUCUCACAGUUCUGGGAGUCCUGAAUGGUCUCGUACUUCUCCCGGUGUUGCUUUCAUACUUCGGCCCCUAUCCAGAGGUAACACCUGUGGAUGGUCGUAGCCGGUUACCGACCCCGUCCCCAGAGGCCCCUCCUCACGUGGUCCACUUCUCAGUCCGACCUCACCACACAACCACGGCCACCAUCUCUGGUGCAGCCUCAGACUCUUCCGACUCGGAGUACAGCUCCAACACCACGGUGUCCGGCAUCAGCCAGGAGGUGCAGAACUACAACCUGACCUCGCGCAGAGGGGCAACCCGAGCGGAGGAGCAGCAGUACCACCUCCAGACCAGCAGAGGCAGAGCAGUCAGGCCAGAUGAGGACAGAAGAGCAGGAUCAGGGCACAGGCGCUCAGCCAGACAGCCCGACCCGCCGGCCUAUGUGACUUCGUCCUCUCAGGGUUGUGAUUCUGGGCCCCAGCCAGGAGCCACUCAUCGCCACAGCAGCAGGAACCCCAAGAGCCAGCUGCACUGGCAGGCCCCGCCCCCAGCCCGCCCGCGCAUGGACGCUUUUGAAACUCCUACUGAGGCUGGGGGCCAUUAUGGCUCAAACAGCCAUAGAGAACACUCAGCAGGCCACAGAGCCCGCUCAUCCCACAACCCACAACCUAAUCACCACCUCCCACACCACCACCCCAACUCUACCCCAUAUUGCCAACCCAUCACUACGGUAACGGCGUCGGCCUCCGUCACCGUUGCCGUUCACCCGGCCCCCUUGUCCAACCAGGGCCCCUCCACUUCCUCUUACCCAGGGUACACUGCAACAGACAGUUACUGCCCCUCAGGGCCGGAGGCGCCCGAGGCUGCUUUCCAGGACCCGCACGUGCCGCUGGACCUCCAGACGGGGGCCAGGGGAGACACGGUGGAGGCCAUGGAGCUCCAAGAUUUGGAGUUUGAGGCAGCUGAGAGCAACCACGGCAGACGGGCGAGCUGAGUUGUGGGGAACGGAAGUACAACGGCCAAAGAUGGACUCCUCUCUAUUACUAAGCAGCUGACCUGGCCUGGCACAGCCCGGCUCACCACCCCCAACCCCCCCGGCCUUAAAAAGCGAAAGACUCGCCAGUGUUGCCGUCAUGGUCAUGGUGCUCAUUAUUACUGUAACCCAGUGGACUAUUGUCUUAGAUAUUAGAUUCUAUCAAUAUUUAAAAGAUGUAUACAUAUGUAAAUAUGAACAAAAAGUAGCUAUAAUUUUAGGAGCCGUACAACUCCUCAUGGUAACAGACUGGGGCUGCCAUUUUAUAUGGUGUGUGUAAGAGUGUGUGUGCGUGUCUCUGUGUGUGAGUGUGUGUAUGUGUGUGAGAGAGAGCGAGAGAGAAAGAGAGAGUGAGAGAGAGAGAUAGAUUUCUGAUUACUGUUCACUCAUCUGUGGAUCUGUGCCAUUAGGAAGCUUCAUCCAGACAAAUGUACCUGUCAGCACGCAAUGUUGCUGCUCAAAAAUAUUUUUUUUAAAUGAUAUACAUUUAUAACUCUAUGCAAAUGUCUUUUUAAACAAAAGAAGUGAUCUGUCUUCUUAUAUGUGUGUGUGUGCGUAUACAUGUGUUUGUGUAUGUGUGUGAAUGUGUGUGUUCGUAUACAUGUGUUUGUGUGCGUGUAGGUUCUAUGAUGUGAAACAGCCCCAUUAUUUUCUGCCUUCUACAUCAGAUUCAUCCUCAGAACAGACUAACAUUUACACUCAUUUAAAACAUGAGGGAAAUUGUUAGUCAUCAAACAGGGCCAUGGUAUAUGUAUAUUUAUAUAUAUAUACAUAUAUUUGUGUGUGUGUU
This is a messenger RNA of Limanda limanda (common dab), 5231 nucleotides long. It is a transcript of the gene ptch1, whose product is annotated as patched 1. The coding region runs from base 23 to 4402 and encodes 1459 amino acids. The transcript is spliced from 23 exons. Gene Ontology annotation, cellular component: plasma membrane. Lineage: Eukaryota; Metazoa; Chordata; Actinopteri; Pleuronectiformes; Pleuronectidae. Gene Ontology annotation, molecular function: hedgehog family protein binding; hedgehog receptor activity; smoothened binding. The record is from RefSeq and is a predicted model, not a curated record. Gene Ontology annotation, biological process: smoothened signaling pathway.